GAGUUAACAGUCAUAUGUCUGAAACUCACAUGAUCAUCUAUUUUUCGCCCUUCAUUCCGCAAUUCAGCUCUUUCAUAACAAUCUACCAUCCAUUAUUCUUUUCUUACACUCUGACUUUAGUACUCAUAGAAAACGAGGAGAAGAUAACAUUAAUCCAAUGCUAGAGCGUUCAACAAUCCAUCAAACCCAACUCAGAAGGUUUUAAAUACUGAAACACGCAGGAUAGAAUACAGAUAAAGGCCGUCAGGUUUCAUGUCUGCAUCUUCUUACCUCUCUUACUGUUAGAUGAUACUGUAAUAGAUCUAUGAACGCGGGUACGGCAAACUCUGCUAAUUAUUCCAAAAGAGGUUUUUAGCUACGCUCUCAUUCAAAAGGACUAAUAAUAAUCACCACUCAACAAAGCUGUACUGGAUGAUAGACACUUGGAACCAGUCAGAAAUACAGUUUACUUAAGUUCUCCAACUUCUCGCAAUCAACAUCCCCUCCUACUGUUGCAACAACAGCAAAAUCAUCAACUCGAAUUUUUAAAUACCUAUCGGUGUCACUAGAUACAUACAAUCUUCACUAUGCCGCUAGUCAGGAAGAGAAAGUUUGAACGAGAAGAGGACGGACCAGGAACCCAAACUGUCCAUAUCUUUCAUUUGCCUGGUCAUAAAGCCGACGUUAAAUUGAGUGUUUUUGAUGGAUUGGAGAUUCAUGUUCACUCAGUGCUUUUGAAGCUCCAUAGUGCUUUCUUCCGAAGAUUUUUGGACUUACACAAUAAGGAUGGUGAAGGUAAAAACACUGGAAGUUUCAAAUAUGAGUGGGCAACGGUUUACGACGAUGAUGGGAGCUGGAGUCUGUUCGAUGCCAGGAAUAUAAAAUCUAACAACGCAAAUUCAAACUGGAUGCCGAGAAAACUACGAGAUACCCGAGAAGCACAUGAAUUGGCUUUUAUGAACUUCAUCGGCACUUUUUACGGGAAGUCAUGGGCAAUUAAGAAUACCGAAGCUUUGCAACUGGUCACCGAAUUGGCCGACUAUUACUGUGCUCUCCCAGUUGUUUCAAAAUCGAUUCACGGCUCCUUGUUUUUGAGUCCUGUAUUCUGCAAAAGCAUCUUCUUCGGCCCAACUCGCACUUUGCUCGAUUUAUCAUUGCAACUACGUUCUCCUGAGAUCUUUCGGGAAUGUAUGAUAUGCUUGGUCGGAAGGUGGCAACACAGCGCGCACCAAUACUGGACUGAAAGUCAACCUGAGAUGUCGUACAACCCAAAGCUUACAAGCCCAAAGCUAAAUGAAUUAGCGAUAAAGCUACAUAACCAAAUAUGUGCCAAAGUAUCUAAAACGCAGCAACAGAUUGAGCUUUGUUCACAAAUCAACUCAAAAGCCCUAGAAGUCAAGGCAAAUAUCGAAAUAUGUUAUCUCGAGAAAAUGAAAUUGGGAGAGACUGAAGAUGGGGCCAACCAUCGCCGAAUCUCACUCCCUGAAUAUUUUCAGGCAUUUAGAGAAGAGUCUUCAGAAGUUUUGGCUCUGGCUGUUAGUGAUAUAUUGAAGAACGAACUUAUCUUCAACAAGUCUUUACGAGCUGGGGAUAUUGCAUUUCCUGGGGAGAUCAAUAAUGACGUUCAGCCACAUUUUCUGUGUGUAGAUAUUAAAGACGAGGAUCUACCGUGGGAUCCAAACGAAACCAAUUGGUGAGAAACGCCUUAGAUAAAGCUACAAUUGAAUUGGGCUUAUGGUACUGGAGGAAACUGAAUAAGCUCCGACUCGGUCGAGUAUCUAUUUCACGGUUGUGCUUGUGCCGGAAAAUACAAACCAUGAUCACAGUUUGCUUACUGGGGUGGUGCAACUAGGAAGCUGUGCUCGCAAACAUACAGGAAACCUACGCGCAGAGGUUUCCACAGAUUGGGAUAUUUAUCAUAUCAUACACUGGGGACUUGCUUUUUACUUGAUGCUUCCUUAUCCAAAAACUCAUAGUUCUCAUACUUUUCAAUCGAAAAGAGAGGAUAUUCAAGAAAGUAUUAUUAAAAAACAACUUGAAAAUCAAUCUACGUGCUAAGAAUGUGCGCAGGUGCUCUCCUGAUGCCAAAAUUUGUAUGAAUGAAGAUGGUGGGAAAUUCAAAUUCUGUUGGAAUUCAAUGAUUAAUCAAUUUUGUAUGUCGAUCAUAGUUUUCAAGGACUGCGGUCUUCAAAGGCCUCAGUUCAACCGUGAAUGUUAGCUGCAAGAGUGCAAGUAAUAAUGAAAUAGGCAGCAAAGAAAGUUUUAAAAUUAAAAAGACA
This is a messenger RNA of Botrytis cinerea B05.10, 2258 nucleotides long. RefSeq lists its product as hypothetical. The record is from RefSeq and is a predicted model, not a curated record. The coding region runs from base 567 to 1676 and encodes 369 amino acids. Gene Ontology annotation, molecular function: protein binding. NCBI's taxonomy places the organism in Eukaryota, Fungi, Ascomycota, Leotiomycetes, Helotiales, Sclerotiniaceae. The transcript is spliced from 3 exons.